AUGUCUUCUGCCAACAACUCAACUCGUGCCACGCCCUCUCCCUUGACCUCUAAUGGUGUCCAACCGAAAUCAACGACUGGGAUUAUUCCCACUAACAACGUCACAACAAAGGCAGGAGUGACUGUGCGGGCGCGCAUUGAUCCGACCCUCACUGUUGAAGAUGUCGUCCGCCAACUCUGUCUCCAUCUUAAAGUCACGGAACCCCAUACCGCCCUUGCGUUGAGAGACCGUGACACGGAGGAGCUGAUAACUAGUGAAAACCUCCGAAAAAAGAUCAAGAACAAAGUUCACUUGAAGUUGGUUAAUUCAUCUGCGAUCGAAGCAGCGGGAAUCGUCGCAAAACUUAGUUUACGUGAGGAGAAAUCGUUGCGAAUGUCCUUAUUCUCGUUGCAGAGAUUCAUAAAGGAAGAAAAAUUUGCCCAAGAAUUUCUGGACCGUGAUGGCCUCCGAGAGCUCGUCGACGUAAUAGAAACGGCACAUGGAAAUACUCUUGCAUAUGCGCUGACUGCAAUGCAAAACCUCAUGGAUCUCGAUUAUGGCUGGUCCACGCUCGAUGAUAGUUUUAUUUUCAAAGUCGUGCAAAUAUUAUCAUCUCCUAAUUCUCUUAUCAACGUCUGCAGACCAGCUACUGCGAUCUUGAAGAAACUGGUAGAAGCUGACCCUACGAGCGUCCCUGGUCCAAUCAUCGCCAGCUCGAGUCGGAUACCCCCAGUAGCCCCAGCUGGAUCGGUAUAUCGAUAUGGGUUUCAGAGUGUAUACGAGCAGAUGCGAAGGCAGAAGGGAUCAUUGGAAACAGUGGUCAGUCGUUUGGGAAGUCCUGACACUGCUAUGGCACAACACAGCGUGAUGCUAAUUAACUCAUUGCUAUCUCAUGUCAAUGAUACCUACUGGGAUGAGUUUAUUGCUGAUCUCGAGCGACUGAACGUUCGAAAAGCUAUAAUACGGCUGAUGUCGUCACAUGUUGAUGACCUUACCUCUUGUGUUCUCGAUUUCCAAGCAAAUAUUGUUCGCGUCACUUACAGGAAGAAAACCACACUUGUUGAACCUGAAGUAGAACUUGCUCAUCUCUCUGCGCUUCAUUAUAUUUGGGAAUGCAGCGGGGUUCAGGAGGGAUUGGAUUCAGAAGGGCACCCAUCGAAAUGGCGAAGACUUGGUUUUGACAGUGAGAAUAUUGUGGAAGAGUUCCAAGAUGCUGGUGUUCUGGGUCUCGAUUGCUUGGUUAAUUUCGUACAGGACGAUCCCGACUUUUUCUCCAAGGUUAUUUUGGAGCAGCUCAGUCGGCCUGAGGAGCGCCGAUGUCCCGUGGCCAAAGCAUCGAAUGAAGUUGUGGAAUUACUCUCCCAACACUGGACAAUAUUCGCUCCAGCCUAUUCGACCUCAGCCUUUCAACCCCUCUUUCUAAAUUUCCAGAAGGUCCAUUGUCUGGCUUUGCAUUUCUUUCUGCGUAUGUGGAAUGAGAGUGGUUCUGCAGUAGAUGAUUUCAACCGCAUAGCUGACCUCACACGAAGCCAAAUCAAAGUAGCACUGCAGCAGGAAAGUGCAAAGCCGUGGCAUGAAGUCGAGCACGACUUUCUCGAGCGUGAAUAUCGUGCAGUCAGGGACAGGCAGAUGCAGGAAUUAGAGGCCGGAGAUGACCUCUUGAGCAGAGUUCCAGUGCGUAACCUCAAGGAGAAGCUCACAAGGGAGUCCGCGGAAUUCGUUCGCCAACAAAGGAUACAUUGCCUGCUUCAGGGCGCGUGGUUCUUAAACGGUGUGCCAACCCAGCACACCGGAUCCGCGAGACGACCAAACGGACAAUGGCGAUUUAUGCGUUUGGAUAACGGCCUCAAAUAUCUGCAUUACGUCGACAGUUCCGCCAAAAUCGACGUCCGCAAUGGUACAGAGGACCUUCCCGAACGCAUCGAGAUCGCCUCCAUAAAUCAAAUCACCACCGGUACCUGUGCUCCACUUCCGAACUUGGCGCGGGACCACCCAGAUAUACCUACCACACUUUCGCCAUCACCUUUAUCAUUCUCCCUCCUGAGUGCCGGAGGAGAAUCCCUGGCUGACCAGAUUGCCACUCACCAAUCCAGAUGGGCUGACUGGACUGAUGGGUUGAACAUGCUUCGGCGGGACAGUGGUCACGUCACAUCUGAGGAAACAGCAGGAUACAUUAAAGCACUCACAGAGAUCGGACUAAAAAUUAAACUUUUAGAUCUUUCGGGCGAAAAGGUCGAUAUACCCAGCGGACUCGUAGCGGGACCGCCCCCUACUAACACAGACUUCUUCUUCUCAGACCUACUAUGAUUGUAAAGCGACCUGUAAUACUUUCUUUUGAUUGCUUAGCUGUAAGACAUGCCAUCACGAGAUGCCAAGAAGGGUUGGCCAGGAAGUGUAAACCAUGCUAUUAGUCUUCCGUUAGCCUUUACAGUAGAAUCACAAAAAAAGCAUUCCUCCACUAAAACAAGUAUCCGGAAGCAGUAUGCAAUGCAGUUGGAUGCAGUGGAUGAUAUACAAACAGCAGUUGAUGCAGGUAGGAUAUGACAGUACAGUGCCCGAUGUUGGAUAUUUAUAUAAGGAAUGGAAAAUAUGCAUAGGUGUGCGUUACGGGGGUUGAACCCGAAAUAGUAUACUAUUAUGAACGUCACUGGUGGUGAGUUGGAUCAUGUCAAGUUUGCGGCGGGGUAACCGUCUAGUUCAGGUCACCAUUGGUUUGGGCUGAACCGUUCGCUGUCGCGCGAGACGCGGC
Pisolithus orientalis is the source of this 2728-nucleotide messenger RNA. RefSeq names its product ELMO/CED-12 family-domain-containing protein. Gene Ontology annotation, cellular component: plasma membrane. The record is from RefSeq and is a predicted model, not a curated record. Gene Ontology annotation, biological process: cell motility; actin filament organization. Bases 1 to 2286 code for a protein of 761 amino acids. The transcript is spliced from 12 exons. NCBI's taxonomy places the organism in Eukaryota, Fungi, Basidiomycota, Agaricomycetes, Boletales, Pisolithaceae.